AUGGCUCAAGGUGCGGAAGCCGGGCGAGGGGAGGUGAACUACACGGGCACAAAAACUGAUUUUCGACUUGAAAUGCUCCAACCGAAGGCCCAGGUCUUGACGAUGAACAACCUUCGAUCGCGUGUCGUCGUGCAAGCGGAUGGCCAGAUUCGGACAGGGCGUGAUGUGAUGGUGGCUGCUCUGCUUGGUGCUGAAGUGAAUUCGGAAUGUCAACGGCUCCCC
Molecule: messenger RNA, 222 nt
Organism: Mesorhabditis spiculigera
Lineage: Eukaryota; Metazoa; Nematoda; Chromadorea; Rhabditida; Rhabditidae
Source: the annotation of a GenBank genome assembly